Messenger RNA from Pogoniulus pusillus (Red-fronted tinkerbird), 4192 nucleotides. RefSeq names its product pleckstrin homology and RhoGEF domain containing G3 (gene PLEKHG3). Gene Ontology annotation, molecular function: guanyl-nucleotide exchange factor activity; small GTPase binding. Bases 78 to 3350 code for a protein of 1090 amino acids. The record is from RefSeq and is a predicted model, not a curated record. The transcript has 17 exons. Gene Ontology annotation, biological process: regulation of establishment of cell polarity. NCBI's taxonomy places the organism in Eukaryota, Metazoa, Chordata, Aves, Piciformes, Lybiidae.
GACGAGCCGCGGUGCCUGCGAAUCUCCGGCUGGGCAUCACAUGGGGGAGCCCUUGGGGUGCCAACCUCACCCCCGAAAUGAUGGACCCACGGGUGCCAGGGGAUGCCGGCAUGCCGGUGCCAGCCUGCCUGCAGCUCCCUGCUCUGAUCCCGCUGUCAGAACCCAGCCGUGCCAUGGAGGACCCGGCCGAUGCCAGGGCCGAGCCGUGGGGCGAGGGGCUGCACAACAGCAACAACAAUGCUUCCCCGGGGGGGUGGCCAGGUGCCCGCAGUGGGCAGGCCCUGGCACCUUUUGGCGGCCCCACAACUGAGGCCAGUUACCUGGGCCGGGUAGUGCUGGAGAUCGUGGAGUCGGAGCGCACCUACGCCCGGGAUCUGCGCAGCAUCGUGGAGGGUUACCUGGGCAAGAUCAUCGAUGCAGAGGAGCCAGUGCUGCGGCCGGAGCAGGUCAGCGCCCUCUUUGGCAACAUCGAGGACAUCUACGAGCUCAGCAGCACUCUGCUGCAGAACCUGGAGAGCUGUGCCAAUGAUCCCGUGGCUGUGGCUGUCUGCUUUGUCACUCGGAGCCAGGAGUUUGCCAUCUACACCCAGUAUUGCAACAACUACCCCAGCUCGGUGGCAGCGCUGGCAGAGUGCAUGAGGAGCAAAGUGCAGGCACGGUUCCUGCGUGAGUGCCAGGAGCGGCUGCGCCAUGCGUUGCCCCUUGGUGCCUACCUGCUGAAGCCUGUCCAGAGGAUCCUCAAGUACCAUCUGCUGCUCCAGGAGAUCGCCAAGCACUUUGAGCACAAGUCAGGGGAGGACUACGAGGUGGUGCUGGAGGCCAUCGACACCAUGACCUGCGUCGCCUGGUACAUCAACGACAUGAAGCGCAAGCACGAGCAUGCCAUCCGCCAGCAGGAGAUCCAGUCCUUGCUGCUGGGCUGGAAGGGUCCGGAUUUGACCAGUUAUGGGGAGCUGGUACUGGAGGGCACGUUCAGGGUGCAGCGGGUACGGCACGAGCGCGCCGUCUUCCUCUUCGACAAGACCCUGCUCAUCACCAAGCGCCGGGGGGACCACUACGUCUACAAGAGCCACAUCCCAUGCUCCUCACUGAUGCUGAUCGAGAGCACACGAGACUCCCUCUGCUUCAGCCUGGCACACUACAAGCAUGGCAAACAGCAGCACAACCUGCAGGCCAAGAGCGUGGAGGAGAAGCGCAUCUGGACCCACCACAUCAAGAGGCUCAUCCUGGAGAACCACCAUGCCAUCAUUCCCCAGAAGGCUAAAGAAGCCAUCCUGGAGAUGGACCUGUUCUACCCCCCACGCCUGCCCCGCUGCAGCCCUGAGCGCCUGAAGAAGAGCUGGUCCUGCCAGCCCCUUGGUGACGCCGUGCCCGAGCCGCGCCAGGGCCGCCGGCAGUCUGAGCCCUUCCAGUGCCGUGACCGUGCGGAGACGCUGCCAGACCGGCUGCACGGGCACACGGGGCGCAGGCAGUCGGAGCCCAGCAAGCAGAUCCUGCGGCAACUGGGUGAGCAAGGGCUCAAGCAUGCGGACAGUGAUGGGGCUCUACUGGAGGUGGGGGACAACCCCCAGCACCCCCCAACCUGGGCAGUGGCUGAAGGUGUGAUGGAGGAGGAAGAGGAGGAAGAGGAAGAAGCUUUAGGCAAGAACUGCCAGGAGGAGCUGCCUGGAGUCAGAGACCUAUUGGUGGAACCCCAGGAGGAGCAGGCUGGGGGACACCUGCUGGCAUUGGAGGGACCCAAGCGGCCAAGCAGCUGGGGGCCAGGGAGCUGUGAGAAGGUCAGUGCAGCCCCACAGCCCCCACCCGGGGGUCCCCAGGGACCUAGUGCCCACUCACCCACCCCUCACCAGGCUGGUAGCGCCAGGGAGCACUCUGAGGGGUUUGGGGCACCUGAACCCCCACCCUCAGUGGACACUCUCGUGCUGCCCGCGGAGCCGGAGCGUGCCGCGGAGGGGCUGAGCAGUGAGGAAGAGGAGGAGGAGGAAGAAGAGGAGGAAGAAGAAGAAGGAGCUGCUGGCAGCAUCUUACCACCUUCGGUGCUGGACCAAGCCAGCGUCAUCGCCGAGCGGUUCGGUGGCGGCAGCACCUUGUCCCGCCGCAGCAGCCUGGCGCUGGCCAGCCGCAGUGGUAGCGCUCUCAGCUUGGAUGGAAUGUGCCCCAUGGAAAGUGGGGAGCCCGGGGGGUCCCGCAGCACCAUCCCUUCUCCCGAACCCCUCACCGGAGCUCGCCGGGAAUCGACGCUCUCCAGCAGGGACCGCUUGCUCCUGGAGAAGAUCAGGAGCUACUACGGGCACGCCGAGCACCGCGAUGCCAGCUUCAGCGUGCGCCGCCGCGAGAGCCUCUCCUUCAUCCCCAAGGGGCUGGUGCGGAGCUCUGUCACCCGCCUCAACGCCCUCCCGCGACCCCCAGCCGCCCCCAGCCACCCCCCCAGCCGCCCGGCACCGCUGGCAUCGCCGGAGCCGUCGCCGGAUGAGCCGUGCCAGGAGAACGGGCUGCAGCCUGCCGAGCCGCUGCUCAUCGUGGAAGAGGACGAUGAUGUGGCCGCCAAGCCGCCAACGGGGACGCCAGCUGGGACACCAACUGGGCCGCCACCACGGUUCGUCCUGACACCCCCCCACCCCCACCCUGGCACCAAGGUGUACCAGCUGGCACGGCAGUACAGCCUCCGCAUCAAGAGCCGCCGCGCCGGUGGGCACCGGCGCCCCCCGCUGCAACUUGAGGACGGGGACCCACACGUCGGCAGCCCUUCGGCGGCUGUGCCACACGACGCGGGGCUGCUGGCCACCCCCUCCCCGCUCGCCCCCCGCAGCCCUUCCAGCCCGGUGGGCGCCGAGCCUUUCGCCUGGCCAGACGUGCGGGAGCUGCGUGCCCGUUUCGGUGCCCCGCGGCCACCACCCGUGAGCCGCAGCCGGUCGGCACCCGAAGGGCCCUGCCGCGGUGGGCGGCCGGCCGAGAAGGAACGAGGCGGCGGCCGGAGCCGGAGCGCUGAAGCCGGCGGAGGUGCCAGUGCCAGCGCCAGCCCCGACGCGGCACCGGCGCGGCACGGCAGCGACGGGGCGCUGUGGGUGGCCGCGGAGGCUCCGCUGGGCGCGGGGCAGAGGGUGGUGGUGCUGGAGCGGCUGCCAGCGCCCGGCGACACCCCGAGCUACGUGCAGAUCCGCUCGCCCACCACCCGAGAGAAGAUCUGCCUGAAGGCGGUGGUGGAGCGCUGCAAGGCUUACCAGGCCUCCGAGGAGUACCGGCGCCGGUGCCCCGAGCCCCACGAGGGCUCCGAACCCCCCGAGCCCCCCCGGCACGGCCUGGUCAGGGACCUGCGGCAGAAAUUUCAGACCCUCGAUGCUGCCAGCUAGGUGUGGGGCUGGGGGGAGAGGAUGUGUCCCGUGGGCAUCCAGGAGAAGAGGCACCUCACGGCCCCCCAGUUUGCCCAGGAGAAGGGGCACCACGUGGACCUCCAGCUCAAGCAGGAGAAGCACCUCAUGCCCCCCCAGUUUGCCCAGGAGAAGGGGCACCACGUGGACCUUCAGCUCAAGCAGGAGAAGCACCUCAUGCCCCCCCAGUUUGCCCAGGAGAAGGGGCACCACGUGGACCUCCAGCUCAAGCAGAAGAAGCACCUCAUGCCCCCCCAGUUUGCCCAGGAGAAGGGGCACCACGUGGACCUUCAGCUCAAGCAGGAGAAGCACCUCAUGCCCCCCCAGUUUGCCCAGGAGAAGGGGCAGCACCACGUGAACCUCCAGCUCAACCACUAGAAGAGGCACAUCAUGGACUUCCAACUUGCCCAGGAGAAGGAGCACCCUGGAGAACCUCAACCUGCCCAGGAGAAGGGGCAACCCAUAGACCUUUAGGUCACUUGGGAGAAGUAGUACCCAGGGGACCUCCAACCUGCCCAGACCUCCCCAUAGACCACCCUCAGCCUACAGGAGAACGGACAUCUUGGAGACUUCCAAGUUGGCCAGGAAGAGGCCCACCCAUGGACCUCCACCCCACCCAGGAGGAGGACCAUGGAGAACCUCAACCUGCCCAGGAAGAGGCCCACCCACAGACCUCCAUCCCACCUAAGAGAAGGAGAACCUCAACCUGCCCAAGAGAAUGCCCACCCAUGAACUUCCACCCCACCCAGGAGCAAGAGCACCUUGAGGAUCUCCAACCUAUCUGAAAGAAGGGAGCACCUCAUGGACCUCACAAGCCUUCAACA